CUGCCGAAGGUGGAUGGUGUAUUUCUGUGGAGUGUUGUCGACUCAAGUGACUCGGAAUUUCUUCAUCAGCAUUCCUCUCAUACCCUCCCAUUCUUGAGCCCUCUCGAGGAAUAUCGCCCAAGAUCUCUCUGGCGGCGAACGAGAACUCUCAGUGGAUGUUGAUUGUGUAAAAACAGACCCUUGACUCAUUUUCACGUGUGAGAUCAAUCAAUUCCCUCUCUGUGACUCUGCUAACCCAUCAAUCUGCGACCUUUUCGACGCUUCGUGAUCUGUGUUGGGAAAGACCGAUUGAGGAAGAGUGUGGUCACAUUCGGCGGAGAAUCAAUUUAUCCUAAGUGAUUCGCUUAACUAUUCGGGAAAGUGACGAAUAGUCUGGCAUCAACUCCAACAAUUGAACCUGUAAUUGAUGCAAUUUUCCACUGACCUCUGCCUCUCUGCGCGCGAGUUUUUCUCUCAGUGAUUUUGAUGCAACUCUCGCGACCAGUUUAAGGAGGAACUCAGCAUCACGGUGCGCCCAGUCAUUGCAUCACCCGACAGACGGCAUUCUUGUGCUCCCCGCACACUCUCACACAUUAACAAUCAGGAGCAGCGUGAGAGGAUUAUAACCAGCGGGAGAUUUCAGAAAGUGGCAGUGAUUCACUGAAGUUUAUACAUCCGGGAAAACAUUACAGAGCCACUCAUUCGCACGAUAUUCAUCCCGGAGAACUUGGCAGAGGGACAAUGCGGCAGUGUCUGUAAGGGAGUACCCAUCAUUGUUAAGAGGACUUCAGGAAGUGGAAUAUAGUGUUUUAAUUAAAAGCCACACGAUGGAGACAGAAGAAGUGAUAAAGCUCGUCGAUGGCAUUUACAAGAACAUCCUCGAGAAAUUCAAUCCCGGUGCCAGACAAUUAAUCAGUGCUGGAAAAUCAUACCUUAAAGCACUUCAUGGGGCAGCAGCUGCUUCCAGAUUAUUCAACGAGGCCCUGGCCAAGAUAGCUGUGAAUGCUCAACAAGGUGGAACCACAGAUAUCGGUGCAGCCCUCAUGAAUAUCGUGGGUGUCUACAAGGAAAUUCAAGAUCAGCAGAUGAAUAUUCUGAAAGCGUUCUAUGUGGACUUGCUGGUGCCUCUGGAAACCAAUCUGGAAAAGGACACAAAAGUGGUGCAGUUUGAGCAAAAGAGAUUUAUGCAGCAGCAUAAGGUGCGAACAGACAGCUACAGCAAGGCUGCUGCCACUAUGAAGAAGCAGCGGAAGAAGAAACCCAGUCCACAGAACGCCGACAAGGAGAUGAAAAGUAUUCAGGCACUUGAAGAGGAGAAGAACAAGUUGGAUGCGUUUUGUGAGCAGAGUCUCAAGAAUGCAAUGACCCAAGAACGAAGACGAUACGGAUUCGUGCUGGAACGCCAAUGUUCCCUGGCUAAACACUGGAUGGUCUAUCACGCUUCAGGCAAGGGUACCAUUGAGGGAUCCCUGGACAAUUGGCAAGACGUUGCAGCAACUCGAGAAUUUCUUCCUCCAAACGUAGAAUCCAUGUUCACGCGACGCAUCAAGGAUUGUUUCAGCGAGGAUGAUUCCGAUCGUUUGUCCAUCUCUUCAGCAUUGCGAAAGACACGCAGCAUCGAUGCUUCGUGUCUGGAUAUGAGAUCUUUGGGCGAUGUUAUGAACAGCAUGCAGAUGCCACGUGCCAAAUCCGAAUUCAAUCUAACCACGUCGACAAUCGGUUCUAAUCAUCCAGAUAUAUCAACACCCAUAAAUUGGGAUCAACGCCCAGUAACUAGAGCUCUGUAUGCGUACUUGUCGUCGGGUGAGAACCAGUUGAGCUUCCUGGAAGGCGAUAGGAUUGCUUUGGUGGGAGAGCGAGCUAAGGGAUGGCAGUUCGGAGAGAAUCUCCGUACGCAGAUGUUCGGUUGGUUCCCAGUAGCAUAUACAGGGCCUGAGAUAGACCCAGACAUGGGUAUGUGGGACUCUAAGGGCAUUCCAGUGGAUCCACAUCAGAUCGAGAGUGCAGCUGAAUCAUCCUUGGAAAGUACUCUUGUGGACGAACCAACUGGACAAAAUCGCAGCUCUUAUCAUCAUCAUCAGAAUGAUACUUCGCCAACUAGGAUGUUUGGAGACACUAUUAUGUACAGACAAUCCAAACAGUUCCGCGGAAUUUCCGGCGGCGGUCCCAAACCUGGUCCUCCACCCACACUGCCAGCUCCAGUGCCCACUCCGGUGGUCCCGCCAUACGCUAAGGGAUCGGCGGGUGCCAACGGUAGUCACUUGACGCAGUCGCAUAGUUUCUCUUCAUCGGGCGGGACUCCGAUGGGCGAGAAGCACAAGCCCGCGACUUCCAACUUCGGCAAGCAAAACGGCAGCAACAUGUCUGCGGGCGGCAAGAACAAACCCACAGUCACCAGUGCUUCCCUGCACAGUAGUAAUGAUAGCGGGUUUGCUAACGAACCACCACCACAGCCCGAAGUGGACUAUUCCGAUGAGGAGACCGUCACUCGAAUGCCCAUAAGAUCCUCCCGUUCGGAGAAGAGACACUCAGCCAAUACUACUCUAACGCGAUCUAUUAAGAAUCGCUCAAAUACAAACACACUGGAGAGUACAAAGAGUCGCCAAACCCUGAUAAGGCAGUCGUCAAGCUAUGGCAAUCUAGCAGAUGAGCACACCAUGGAGUUCCUCUAUGGAACCACAGAUCGCAACGGAGGGACUAAGUAUGUUAAGCGGACCAAGUCAUUUUGGCGUUUCGGAAAACAACCAGAGGACAUAAUGGAGGGAAUGGCGAUGUGGAGACAUCGAGAUCUUGUUCAGACGGAGCAAGAGAGGCGCGAAGAACGUCGUCGUGAGGAUAAUACAAUCAAAAGACGUCCCAAAACCAAUGGAGAGAUGAUCAAUGGCAACACAGAUACUCUCGUCAAGAAUGGACGUCCCAGGAAGUCAGAGGUACCAGUAAUAGAUGACCAUGCCAAGUACCGAAUCACGAAGUCAGAGAUCGAUCACAGGAUCGGUAAGCAACAGUCGCCAUCGAAUGAGAGUAUUUACGGAGGUCAACAGCCUCAGCCGCAGCAGCAGCAGAAGAAGCAAACAAAAACGGCCAAGAGUGAGUCCGGAACGAAGAAUGGACGCAACAACAGGUUUGCGUAUUCCGAUAUUGAGGACGGAGGCAGGGUUGAACGCCGCAUGCAAAGCUACGAAUCCCGGCCCGAGGAUUCCUUCAGACGUCGCACUGCCCCAGAAGAUGAGUUCAAGAACGGUGAUCUGAAGUACUACGAUGAUAUGAUGAUUCCAGAGCCUGGUUUUUACGACGACGACAGCGUUAACGACGUAGUCAUGAAGACCGUUAAGCGCAAAGAGAUCCUUAAGCAGUACUACUCCAGUGGAACGGAUACAGAGCGCAACUCUAGCAGUUCCGAUCCGUAUGAUUGCAUCGUUGUUGAAGAUCAUUUGGUGAAGCGAGAGAACGGAAAGACCCCACGCGGGCGUUCGGAUAACAUGGAGUUCAGCACUUUCCGUGGGGCAGAUCACAAGGACAAGAGAUCACCUGGCGGCGAUGAUGUCACAGCAGGAACCCUUCUUCCGAGAACGAAACUAGCUAAGCCCGGAACGAAGAUGCAGAGUGCUCAUAAGAUGGACAAGAAUCAAGAUGGCAAUAGGGAUGAAGAUGGCGGAAAGAGACGCAAGGAAAUCAACUCUGGUUCUCCGGAUAAGAGGUCCUCGAAAGCAUACGGACCAUGGUACGAUCUGUGGAGCAACGAGGCGCCUAUAAGUCAGAAAUAAAUGUGGAUUUGGGUUACUAUCUUACUCAAUGUUGGAAUCUUUUGUACUUUAAUAUUUCGGUAAUUCUUCUGUUAUUCUUAUUCAAAAUUUGUAUUUUUUUUCUUAGAAUAAUAAUUAAGUCCUUAGAUAAUGUCGAUUGAAGCCGAUCAAAUGGUGCUCUUUCAGAAAAAUGAUCAUUCUUGAUUGAAAAUACAUGUAUGUUUAUAGUGAGAGUUUAAGUGCCAAACAUCCUCUAACAUUGUAUUAAAAUAUAUAAGAAUUUAUCCCUUCUAAUUCGCUCUUUAUAUUAAACUUGCUGAAUUUAGCGCAACAUUUUCUCCCUUCUAUUUCCGCAUUACUUUUUUUUUGUUCUCCAAAAUUGCGUUUAACCAUAAUCCAUUGUAUAAUUUGUUAUUGAAUAUAAAAUAUAUUUAUAUUUUUACCUCCACACCCAUGUUUUCUUUGUAUUAGACACUCCUCCGUUAGCCCGUGUGAAUUUAUUA
Phlebotomus argentipes is the source of this 4225-nucleotide messenger RNA. RefSeq lists its product as uncharacterized. NCBI's taxonomy places the organism in Eukaryota, Metazoa, Arthropoda, Insecta, Diptera, Psychodidae. Gene Ontology annotation, biological process: plasma membrane organization; positive regulation of actin filament polymerization; actin filament bundle assembly. The transcript has 11 exons. Gene Ontology annotation, molecular function: protein binding. Gene Ontology annotation, cellular component: nucleoplasm; cytosol. Bases 807 to 3743 code for a protein of 978 amino acids. The record is from RefSeq and is a predicted model, not a curated record.